Messenger RNA from Neohortaea acidophila, 924 nucleotides. RefSeq names its product S-methyltransferase. The transcript has 2 exons. The record is from RefSeq and is a predicted model, not a curated record. NCBI's taxonomy places the organism in Eukaryota, Fungi, Ascomycota, Dothideomycetes, Mycosphaerellales, Teratosphaeriaceae. The coding region runs from base 1 to 924 and encodes 307 amino acids. Gene Ontology annotation, molecular function: zinc ion binding; methyltransferase activity.
AUGGCGCCUCUCAUCCUCGACGGAGGCUUCUCUCGAGAUUUGAUACGCCUAGGUGCACCAUUCAAACAGCCAGAGUGGUCAGCCUUGUCGCUUUUAGAAGCACCGGAAUACGUACGACGAGUACAUGUGGAGUUCGUCAAAAGUGGCGCCGAUAUUAUCACGACGAAUUCUUACGCUUUGGUGCCAUUUCACAUUGGCCAAGAUCGAUUUAACCUUCGGGGUGCAGAGCUCGCUGCACUUGCCGGCAGACUCGCUCGAGAGGUGGCAGACAGGUCCGCCGAUCAAGGGGCGAAAGUGCUAGUCGCUGGGAGUCUACCGCCGAUUUUCGGAUCCUAUGAACCCGACAAAUUCGAUGCGCAAAAAGUACAAGAGUACUUGAGUAUCCUUGUCGACGCACUCGCCCCGUAUGUGGAUGUCUGGCUUGGAGAGACACUGAGCCUCAUCGCCGAAGCGCAGGCCGUGAGACUGGCAACGCGUAACACAGACAAGCCUUUGUGGAUCUCUUUCACACUAGACGAUACGAGUCAGCAGAACCCGCCUUGCCUCCGCUCAGGUGAGUCGAUUGAGCAAGCAGCCGAAUGGGCACAGCGAGUCGGCGCCAGCGCGUUGCUUUUCAACUGCAGUAGCGCCGAAUACAUGGCGCCGGGGAUCAAAAUUGCGCGGGAUGUCUUUGCAGCAUACUCGGCCUCGCCGCCUGUGAUUGGCGCAUAUGCCAACGCUUUCGCAAGUGCGGUAGGAGAUCAGCCCGCAAACGAGGGCCUAAAUAUCACCCGGAAAGAUCUCACGCCGGAGAUGUACGCACAAUUCGCCAAGGAAUGGAUAUCUCUCGGUGCCAGUAUCGUCGGAGGUUGCUGUGGCAUUGGCUGCGAUCAUAUUCGAGAGUUGGUCGCGCAACUCAAGUCCCUGCGUACGGCUCAUCCUUAG